This is a messenger RNA of Solea senegalensis (Senegalese sole), 1324 nucleotides long. Its product is annotated as ADP-ribosylation factor-like protein 13B. Gene Ontology annotation, cellular component: non-motile cilium; ciliary membrane. Lineage: Eukaryota; Metazoa; Chordata; Actinopteri; Pleuronectiformes; Soleidae. Gene Ontology annotation, biological process: receptor localization to non-motile cilium; non-motile cilium assembly. The record is from RefSeq and is a predicted model, not a curated record. The transcript has 6 exons. The annotation marks the transcript as partial.
AAACCUGUGUUGGAACGUCCUUGUUUCAGGUUGGCAAACAAACAGGACAAAAUGAACGCGUUGCUGGGAAGUGAGCUGAUUGAGACUCUGUCUCUUGAAAAGCUGGUCAAUCAGAGCCGCUCUCUGUGCCAUAUUGAGCCUUGUUCAGCCUUAAUGGACUUGCGGCGCUGGUCGGACAGAAAGACCCUGCGAGGACUUCGCUGGCUGCUGCGUGCUGUGUAUCUGGAUUAUGCUGAGCUGUGUAUCCGCGUAGCCCACGACAGCAAGAGGCCUCUGGAGACGAGAGAGAGGGAGAAGAAUGGAAAAACAAAGAAAACACGCAGGAAAACCAGGGCAGAGCAAAUGCAGUCCAGCAAGUCAGAUCUUCGUCAGGUUCAUCGGCCAAAAGACAAGGAGAAAACGAGCAAGGGCGAAGGAAAGCUGCAACCCAUUCGGAACAUGCUGCAAAAGGAGUCGACAAUUAAAAAGAAGCUGAAGUCAAAGAGGAAGAACAAGCCAGUUAAGGACAAAGGAGGUGAAAAAGAUCAAGAUGAAGCAAAUGAACAGAGGGAGGAAGAGGAGGGUGACAGUAAUGAAGGAGACCAGGACAACUCUGGUCAGCAAGCCAGCAGUGCCCUGAUCCCCCCCAAAAAGGGCAAAAUGAACCGCAAACCAAAAGUGAAAAAAGAGACCGUGGACACGCCAGAGUCUCUGGACAACGACGAGAAGCCACUCAAAGCCAAAGGGGAAAAGAGGAAGAAGAGGAAAGUUGUGAAAGUGAAAAGGAAGAAUAAGAUCAACACAGAGGAGAUGCCGAGAGCUUACUCUCAACCCGUGGACCUCUCUGCAACCUUUGAUCUUUACCGGAAAGCCAUACUUGCCCUGAAGGAACGUCAGGAACAGAGGCAGUGAGACCUGGUUGUGUGUCCUGGCACCUGAGAGUGAGGAUGUGGUCCACAGUCUCCACCAGACACCAUCACAUCAGACCUGAUCCCUGAACCUUUGUGAAUCUUCAGGUUCCAGUGUGUAGUAAAGGACAGGCCUGUAAUGAUAAUUUUUUUUUUAUAUAUUAUUACUACAAAAUGUCUAAAAUCAUAAAAAUGUAUGUGAGUGCUUGGCCAAAAUGUUAAAGGAGGUCUUGUUUAUAUAAAUGUAUGACAGUUUAAUUGUAAGGGAAACAUGAUUUUUAAACAGAAUCCUUUUUUUAAUGAGUAAUGAAGUAAUGAACAAUAGCAAGAGAGGAUGUUGUCAAAAUGAUGAACAAAUAUUUAAAAAUUGUAUUAAUAAAAAAUGUUUCCACUAUCCUUUCAUGGCACAUCUUUCACAUUUACACUAUACCCAAAGC